Molecule: messenger RNA, 444 nt
Organism: Neltuma alba
Lineage: Eukaryota; Viridiplantae; Streptophyta; Magnoliopsida; Fabales; Fabaceae
Product: lamin-like protein
Exons: 2
Coding region: 1-444 (147 amino acids)
Cellular component (GO): plasma membrane
Molecular function (GO): electron transfer activity
Source: RefSeq, a predicted model, not a curated record
AUGGGCAGAGCUGAAAUUCACUAUGUUGGAGGAGGCAAAUACAAUUGGACACCCAAUGUUAAUUUCUCAGAAUGGUCAACUCAUGAGCACUUUGAUGUUGGCGAUUGGCUAUACUUUGGAUUUGACAAGAACAUGUACAAUGUGCUGGAGGUGAACAAGACAAGCUAUGAGAACUGCAUAGAGACAGAUUUCAUCAACAACAUAACAAGAGGUGGGAGGGAUGUCUUCCAACUCACAGAGCCCAGACUCUAUUACUUCUUGAGUGGAAGAGGGUUCUGUUGGCAGGGAAUGAAGGUUGCUAUACAAGUUGUGAAUGCUUCACAACCUUCUCCUUCACCACUUCCACAGAAGAGUGCUGCUUCUGCUUCUGGUUUAGGUUUUACUAAUGGCAGAAUUCGGGUGCUGCUUGUCUCAGCCUUGGUUUUGAGCUUCUUCAUUCACUAG